Molecule: messenger RNA, 1147 nt
Organism: Pangasianodon hypophthalmus (striped catfish)
Lineage: Eukaryota; Metazoa; Chordata; Actinopteri; Siluriformes; Pangasiidae
Gene: cmss1
Product: cms1 ribosomal small subunit homolog
Exons: 9
Coding region: 70-936 (288 amino acids)
Cellular component (GO): nucleus; 90S preribosome
Source: RefSeq, a predicted model, not a curated record
GAUUACUCUGUAGCGCUUUGUGAUGUCGAAAAUGCGAUUGUGAAAUUGAAAUCAUAUUUACGUGAAGCCAUGGGAGACGACUUAGGAGACGAGUGGUGGGCUCAAGGCGAAGAUUUAGGUGGGGGGGACGACACACACGACACACAGGCAGCAGCAGAAGAGCCUAAGGAGAAAGUAGCAAAGAAACGAAAACUUAAAACACAGGAGCCAGACAAAGUGAAGAAAAAGAAGACUGUACAGAAAGAAUGCUUCGUUGCAAAAGAGAAAACAAAACCAGAGGACAAAAAAGAGGCCAAAAAACCCAAGAAAAGACGAAAGAAGAAGACCAUCACAGAUGUGUUGGCGACAUCAGAGCCUGCACCCGGCUCUCCGGCUGACCUGAGGAGCCUUGUGCAGAGCCAUUUCAGUGGCACGCGAUCUGUUAUUGAACAGGAGGAGCUCAAUCUGCCGGAGUCAUGUUUUCUGAUGAGUAAUGACCUCACGCACAGCUUGUCGUCCUACCUCAAAGAAGUUUGUCCCAAGUGGGCUAAAGUACAGAAGCAGCACACGCAGACGCGCUCAGUCGUACUGCUCAUCGUCUGUAGCUCUGCCCUGCGAACCAUCGAACUCAUCAAGCAGCUAACUACAUUUAAGGGUGAAGCUAAAGUGCUAAAGCUCUUUGCCAAACACAUCAAAGCUGAGGAUCAGAUGAAGCUGCUGAGUAAAAGUGUGGCUCACAUCGGUGUGGGUACUCCUGGCAGACUGAGCACCCUGAUAGAGAAAGAAGGAUUGAGCCUGCAGGGAUUGAGAUAUCUUGUACUCGACUGGAACUACAGAGACCAAAAACAGAGGCGGAUGGUGGACAUACCAGAGGUAAAAGCAGAAUUUCUAAAGCUUAUGGAGACUGGCAUCAUUACGAAGUGUCAAGAAGGAGCUGUUAAAAUAGCACUGUUCUGAGUGUGUAUUGCUAUUCAUGUCCUCCCAGGCACGUCCACCCAAAUACACCUCUCAUCUGUGUUAUUUCGUUUGUUUGGUUUAUUUUUGUUUUUUUUUUAUGUAAAGCUUUGUUCCAUAUUUUAGUGCUGUGUAAAAACCCAGCUGUGUGUCUGCCAUAGAAGCACACACUCCACUAAAGUGAUCUAAAAAUAAACUCAUCUGAUUGGACAAA